AUGGACGGUCUCGACGAGUUUGAAAAGUCACUGGCGACAGAAAAGGCAGAACGAGAGCGAGCUGAAGAACGCGCGAGUCGCAAGCAUCGCCAUCGCAGGGAGAGAUCCCACGACCGCGAACAUGACCAUUCUAACCACCACGACCGACAUCGGCACCGACAUCACCGCUCCAGGGAACGAGAUCAGGGGCGGAAUGAGGACCAUCAUCGCCACAAGCGAUCAAGGCAUUCUAGGGACGAUGGUGAAGACGCAAGGGAAGAUGAUAGGCAACACCGUCCUAACCGAGACGACAAGCGUCGCCACCGGGAGGAUGGCGUACGAUCGCCUCGACAGUGGGACUACGUAAAGGGGUCUGAUCCAAAAGCGGACCUUCCUCUGCCCGACGAGGAGAUCUCCGUCGCCAGCGCAAAUCCUGAGAAACUAGCUCGUGAUGAUUGGAUGACAGACCCAUCGGCGCUUGGUGUUGACUACACGCAGCGAGGAGCGAAGCGGGAAAAGACCCCUCCGCCAUCGAGAGAACCUGUGCGUGCCGUCCACUCUAGAGAGAUCAAUGCGACCGAGUUGCAGCACCUCAAUGAAGGAAAACAUUUGGACGAGCUAGACCGACCUGCACAGCACAACGUGAGCUAUACAUUCGGAGAUGAUGGCAGUCAAUGGCGAAUGACAAAACUCAAGGCCGUGUAUAAUACGGCAGAGAAAUCUGGCCGGUCUGUGGAUGAAGUGGCAGUGGAGAGAUUUGGUAGUCUACGAGAUUUUGACGACGCUCGAGAAGAAAAAAUAGAGCUAGACCGUCGCAAAACAUACGGCGAAGGUUACGUGGGUAAGGGAAAACCUAGUGGGGAGUUAUUUCAAGAACGAAAGCUGGAUGCGGGUGUUCACGAAUCCAGACAACUAUCACGAAUGGAGCAGGGAAAUCUUGAGCAAGGUACCGUCGUUCCCGAUGAUGCCACCAGACCAGCUACCACGACGGUCGACCAGACCGGACUCAACAAGUUGCGCGCACAGAUGAUGAAGGCGAAAUUGAGGAAAGCACCAGACGCCGCCAGGCUCGAGACGGAGUACAAUGAGGCUGCCGCCGCCUUUGCCGCCCACGGUUCCGGUGAUGUUGUCCUUGGCGUCAUGGACAAUCGCAUGUUGGCUGGCACGAGAAACGAGGCCAAGGCAGUAGAGACCAAGCGAGGCCGCGAAAGGGGCCACAUGCAAGAGAACGACGAGAUGACCAUUGAGGAUAUGGUACGAGAAGAGCGCCGAACUCGCAAUCAACGUGGAGGCGAGGGUCUUCGGCUUGCUGAGCGUAUCGCCAAAGAUGGUAAAUUCGAUAACGACCUCGACUAUAUGGACGAGAAUGCCGAAAAACUCGCCAAGCGCAUCCAAAAAUCAGAGAUCAACCUCCGAAAUACCGCGGUUAAUGAGUACCAGAAGAUCAAUAGCAUCCUUGACAGAUGCCAGUUGUGCCAUCACGAAGACAGAAACCAGCCACCGGUUGCGCCCAUGAUCUCUCUGGCGACCCGUGUCUAUCUCACGUUGCCCACAGAGCCAGAACUAGCUGAGGGAGGCGCAGUGAUCGUUCCCAUCCAACAUCGCACCAAUCUGCUAGAGUGCGAUGAUGAUGAGUGGGAGGAGAUUCGCAACUUCAUGAAAUGCCUGACGCGCAUGUACCAUGACCAAGGCCGUGAGGUUGUUUUCUACGAGAAUGCUGCUGCACCUCAUCGACAUAUGCACGCCGCCAUGCAAGCUGUCCCUAUCCCGUACGAACAGGGUGAUACGGCGCCAGCAUUUUUCAGGGAGGCCAUGCUUUCGGCUGAUGAGGAAUGGUCCCAACACAAAAAAAUCAUUGACACAGGAGCCAAGGCAAGAAAUGGAUUGGGCAAAUUAGCAUUCCGACGAUCCAUUGCCAAGGAAAUGCCGUACUUCCAUGCGUGGUUUACGCUGGAUGGUGGCCUAGGCCACGUGGUGGAAGAUGCAAAUCGCUGGCCCAAAGGUGAUCUCUUUGCACGCGAGAUCCUGGGCGGGAUGCUGGAUGUCAUGCCAGACGUGAUUAAGAAACAGGGUCGUUGGCGCAAGGAUGAUAUCAGGGCAGAUACCUUCAAGAAGCGCUGGAACAAGUUUGACUGGACUCGAGUCCUAUCGGACAGUUGA
This is a messenger RNA of Pestalotiopsis fici W106-1, 2139 nucleotides long. RefSeq lists its product as uncharacterized. The transcript has a single exon. Lineage: Eukaryota; Fungi; Ascomycota; Sordariomycetes; Amphisphaeriales; Sporocadaceae. Gene Ontology annotation, biological process: mRNA splicing, via spliceosome. Gene Ontology annotation, cellular component: post-mRNA release spliceosomal complex. The record is from RefSeq and is a predicted model, not a curated record. The coding region runs from base 1 to 2139 and encodes 712 amino acids.